AUGGGGACUGUCAACGGUGGAACAAUUAUCAGCUUCCCAACUCCUUCCUUAAACGCCCUUAACAGCCGAAUGCCGACCUUCUCCACAUUUCAACUUCCUCAGGGAAAUAUAAACAUGAAUGCUAACCGAAGCUUUUUCUUUCCUUCCUCGACUACCUUGCCCACCAUCACCUCCAACUCUCCUUAUCUACUUGCACCUUCCCUAGUAGCGAACGCUUCCAAAAAGAAUACCAACUCUGCGGAAAGAAGAGCAAACCACAAUGCCGUCGAACGCGCACGACGGGAGUGUCUAAAUAGUAAAUUUCAAGAUCUUGCCCAUGCUCUUCCUUCCUUAGCGCAAGUUCGCAGACCAUCGAAAUCGAUCAUCGUGCAAAAAUCCCUAGAAUUCAUUAUCCUUGCUCAACAAAAAGAUGAAUUGCACGAGAAAGAUUUACGAGAAAUGCGAAGUGAAAACGAUUCACUACGGGAGGAGAUUGAUAGACUUAGAAAGCAACUCGGACUGGAACCUCUCCCACCACGUGAAGAUAACCUUUCACCUUCAGAUGAUGCGAAGGAGGACGCAAUAUCAUCUAAUACCGAUAUAAAAACAACUGCUAUAAGUGAUGCAAUCAUAAAAUCCGAAGAAGUCCGUUCUGAUGAUGACGAAAACAGUGACGGUAAUUUGGAUGACGAAUACGACAUGGAUUCAACAGAUAUAAUGACCGGUAAGACGGGUGCACAAAGUCAAAAUAUUAAUGAAAGCCAACAACAUUCAUGUUUAUAUGAUAAUCAAUCAGAAUUAACAUAUAUGCUCGAUACCGGCUUUCCUCCUAACUUUGAUUUCUCAUCACUUCAAUUGCAUCCUUCACUGGAUCCGAUGAAUGAUGCUACUGGUAUCCCUUUAAAUUUUGAUAGCCCUGUGCAUGGCGAUAUUGGAAUGUAUAGUAGUGAUCCUUAUUCUCUAACUCAAAAAUUCUAUCCAUCUCCACCAUAUCAAGCCGCAAUUCUGGACAUGAACGGUCAUAUGCCUGGUUAUUCCUUGUCACCCGAAUCUUCACACAUGUAG
Molecule: messenger RNA, 1044 nt
Organism: Ambispora gerdemannii
Lineage: Eukaryota; Fungi; Glomeromycota; Glomeromycetes; Archaeosporales; Ambisporaceae
Source: the annotation of a GenBank genome assembly